Messenger RNA from Alternaria hordeiaustralica, 1260 nucleotides. RefSeq lists its product as uncharacterized. Bases 1 to 1260 code for a protein of 419 amino acids. NCBI's taxonomy places the organism in Eukaryota, Fungi, Ascomycota, Dothideomycetes, Pleosporales, Pleosporaceae. The transcript has 4 exons. The record is from RefSeq and is a predicted model, not a curated record.
AUGGACCAUCAUCACCUUUUUUAUCAUGACUGGGACCCUGACUAUCACGCCAAUCAGUUGAAAGGCAUAUAUCGUCGCUGGACGUCGAAAGACAGAGAGAGAAUAGAAUGCACCGAGGGGCCAGCACAUUUCCUUCGCGUUCAGGACGGGCGAGAGUCGCCUGAUGCGUUGGUUCUCUCGAAACCACUGGCGGAAAAGAUACGCAAAGCGUUGUGCGUCGCUCACCAAUACUGGAGACCCCCUAAGAGGGUCGCCGAUGAAGAGAAAGAACUUUUCGAGAACGAAGCCAGAACCGAAGCCUGGGAAGAAGAGCUAGAGCACCUGAUAGAAGUGAUGAAAAAGAAGGUCAAGAAAACUGGACAAGCAACUGAUCAGGAAAGAAUCAAGCUGCAAGACCUUUUGGAAGAGCGGAAGAAGUGUCAUAAGAACAAAAGAAUCGACCAGUAUCACCGUCGACUCGCAGAAGACUCGGUAAAGUUGGGCAAAGAGAGAUGGAUAAAUGCAUGGUUUACGGUGCAACAAGAACUCGAUCGCCUGUGGUACCCAGGCACCGAGAGCCGCGCGCUCGCUCAAGAACCCGGGACAGAAGACAUCGAAGAUCACACCGCGAACAGAGGCGGGAGGCUAGAUCGCGAAGUACCAAUCAUGCCCAACGUCCUCGCACUGAGUCUCGGCCCAGGUCUCAUUCUCGAUCGCGAAGACAAGACAACAGGUCCAGGCAUCGUAGAAGAGAGCCUCAUACCUAUGACCAUGGAAGGCAGGAACGAUCGAGUGGGCGAAGUCGUGGACAACCUCGUUAUCGAUCUCAGUCCCGCUCACGGUCGCAAAGGCAUGACCGUAGACAACACCAUGGACAACACCAUGACCGAGCUCAAUCCGAGAAUUCACAUGAUGGUCUUGCGAGUCCGCGUUCGCCGGCUUCAUCUCAAUCUCAUGUUCAGAGUGAUCCGGAAUUCCCGUCUAGAGAUUACAGCGAAACCGGCACUUGACUGGAAGAGACCAGACGGCUAUCGAGACGAGGACAGCCAAAUCUCUGAACCCGACGUUAUGCCAUCGGCAAUUAUGGCAGAUGAUGUCGAGCAAUCAUUUAGCGAUGUAAGCAUCGACGACAGCGUCGAAGCAAUGGCAGGGCAAGAGAUUACACGCUCCGCACCAAGCUCGCGGCAAGCUCAGGACUUCAAGAAUGGCCUGAAACAAUUAGCGCUGGAGUACAACAAGAGAGACACGCCAUCUCCAAAGCCGACUGAACCAACUGAGUGA